AUUUAUCCGGCAUAAAAAAGCUCAUUUUCUCAGAAAUUAACUUUAUCAUAAUCAAUAAAUAACUUAUCGAAGUGUAAUCUUUAACUUUCAAUGUAUUGACAAUCGACUUUAAUAAGAUGAUGUCGAAAAUUUCAACCGAAAAUUCUGUUGUAGUGGGUGUGCUAAGUGUAAUUGGAGUUGGUGUUAUCAGCAUCGCGACAUGGAUGAAUUGGGACAAACUCUUCUUUAAUAUCCGAAGAAAUGAGGAUGGAACUGUAGUCACAGCUGGUACUGUUGAUCAACCAAAUACUGACAGCGAAAAAGAAAGCCACCAAAUAAAGUAUCAAGUUGAUAAAGAUGAAGAUGAUUGCGAGACAAACAUUGAAAAGAACGUCACAGUGCAUAAUCCAGGAAUGGUAGGAGAUCUCUUCAAACAACGAGGAAACUUUAAUUCAGACAUAAAACGUAAAGGAGAAUUAAAGAAAUCUAAAUUUAAUUUAAAACAGAAUGUUCAAAUUGGUGCUUCUAAAGAAGAAGAAAAGUAA
Messenger RNA from Clunio marinus, 524 nucleotides. NCBI's taxonomy places the organism in Eukaryota, Metazoa, Arthropoda, Insecta, Diptera, Chironomidae. The record is from the annotation of a GenBank genome assembly.